UCCAGAAAACCCAAAGGGCCUAAAAUAGAAUCCUGAGGGAUGUCAUGUUGUAAUCCAACUGCUGCUGAAAAGCACUGACUUAUACAUACGUACACAGAUAUGAUUGGACGCUCUUAAGAGCAGAACAUUUAAAGCAUAGCAUCAGGUUUUUCUGCUGUAGAUUUUCACCACUGACCUGCUCCAGUUUUGAGUUACAGCUAUUUCAACUACAGCUUAAUUUCCCCGUCGCUGUGUGAAUUACUGAACUUGAAGUAUGCUCAUGUUCCUCUCUUUGUAGGAUUUGUCUGCCCUACUCCUGAAAAAGAUGAGUGAAAAGGAGCUAAAAUGUUUCUUCAACAUCGGUGUGCAGAAGUACGAGGUGGACUUCACCAAUAUGACCCAGACCAGAAUCAUCUCUGGCUACCAGAGACAAAUUUGUUGCAGGCCUGCCUACCGCUCACCAGAGUCCAUGUAUCCUCACCUAAAGUUUGUAUUUUGGAUCCUUCCCUUUCCGUCUACGGCAUCUUUGUUUUUUCAUAGACAAAGCAUUACAUUUGAUUUAAAAAUACCAGCAAAAUACAAGCUAAAAUGGAGAUGAGUUUGGAAGUACUUUCUUAUACUUGUCUUACUAUAUUUUACUGUUUCACAGAUGUAAAAACAAACUAUUAAUGCAACAAUUAGAGUUAAGAAGGAACCAUAAAUGUAGUAAUUCUUCCUGUAUACUUGCCAUUCGUAAGUUUCCACAUAAUUUUCCAAACACUAAAUAUUUCAGCACGAAAUCUUUACAACCUUCUGCAUGUUCCACAAAUCCUAAAACACAAUGCUUGGUCUCUGAUUUGACAAAAUGAUAAAUGAUGAUAAAAAUGGCCUUCUUAAAACAAUGUUUUUUGAUCGGUAAUGCUAUUGAGUUUAAGGAAAAGUGCUUUUUUGCAUAGAUCCAGAUUGUCUAUGAUACGAAAAAGUAUUAAUUGUUCCCAAUAAGGAAAUUUAAGUGUAAAAAAAAGUCGAUUUACUGAUCAAAACUGGUUAAAGAUCAGAGAAUCCUCCUGGUGCUUAGCUCCGCUUGCCAUCAUGUCUGUUUUGAAAAUUCCAGGAGCUGAAAGUAAGGAAAUUUGACAUAUAUUUAUAUUUUCCAAAUCUUUUCUUGCUUUUAGGAGUGGAAUCCAGUCUGACUUUGCUAAUUGUGACCCCAACGCUGCUGCGGCUAACUUCACCAUAGAUCCUCUACAGGAGUUCAGCUCCUGGUACCCUCCGGUCUGGCUUCAAGGCUCAGAGGAGGAUUACCGCCUGGUUGAUGUUCCGGCCGGGACUCAGGCUUACCGGAGCAUCAAAAAGUUCUUCCACGAAAACCUGCCAGAGACCAAGAUCGACAUCAUCAGCCUCCAGCAGAUCCAGAACCUGCUGCACUGGGACAAGUACCAAAGACAGAAAACACACAUGCAGAAACACACCAAAGCCGAGGGACCUCUGGAGAGACAUCUCUUCCAUGGGACCAGGAAGGUCGCCUCAGAGAGCAUCUGCCUCCACGGGUUUGACCCCCGAGUGGCCAGCCUCAACGGACACUCUCACGGGUUUGGCUCUUACUUCGCUACCAACGCGCUCAUGUCCCACGAGUAUACAGAAGCAAACGAGUCCGAUGAGGUUGGUUACAUGUUUCUGGCCAAAGUCCUGGUGGGAAGAGUUUGCUUGGGAAAACAUUACUACCGGCGACCACCCAACACCAAGGUCAGUCUCUACGAUGCCUGCGUCGACAACAAGCAAAGCCCUCGGAUGUUUAUAGUGUUUGACAACUGCCAGUGCUACCCAUACUACCUGAUCAAGUACAAAAAGUUAUCUGAAGAGAUUAGUAUUCAUGACUGAUGACAAUUAAAUCAGAAAUAGUCUGUCAGAAAGUGUUCAUGAUAAUAUGCAGCAUUUUGAAAUGUUAGAAAAUGUUCUGGUUAACAUACAAUAUACAGUUCUGCAAUGAAGUUUUCACCAAAAAGGAUUGACAAAAAGCAUCUUUAGAAACCUUUGAUUUGUUUUUACAAGUUCUUUAUUUUGUCUUCUUUAAAAGACCGUACAUCAGUGGAAAUAAGCACUUUUGAGUUUCCUUUUCAAAUUCUCCAGAAUCAAAUUGAAAUGUUUCUGAAAAGUUUUCAGUCAAUAAAAUUCUUUUUCACACAUAAUAUAAA
This is a messenger RNA of Xiphophorus hellerii (green swordtail), 2153 nucleotides long. RefSeq names its product protein mono-ADP-ribosyltransferase TIPARP. The coding region runs from base 1417 to 1839 and encodes 140 amino acids. Gene Ontology annotation, molecular function: NAD+ poly-ADP-ribosyltransferase activity. Gene Ontology annotation, cellular component: nucleus. The record is from RefSeq and is a predicted model, not a curated record. Lineage: Eukaryota; Metazoa; Chordata; Actinopteri; Cyprinodontiformes; Poeciliidae. The transcript has 2 exons.